AUGGGAAAUAUCCCAACAAGACUUGAAACAUUGCUGAUAAUAUGUUACAUUGCCUUGAAUGUCUUGAUUUGUGUGGCUGUCGUUGACUGGUCCCAGUCCAUCAGUCAGUCGCUGCGUUGCUUGAUAGGAACAACAGGAACCCUCGCGAUUGUCAAUCUAGUUCCAUUGGUCAUAACCGCUGGCCGAAACAACCCGUUGAUUUUGGUGCUAAGGGUGCCUUUUGAUGCCUUCAACCUUGUCCAUCGCUGGCUGGGUCGGAUCGUUGUGGCGGAAGCUGUCGCUCAUACUAUGGCAGUGCUUGUUCGUGUUGGUAUGUCGAGGGGAUGGGACACAAUCCCAGAUCAUCUGUUCCAUAAUCCGAUAUUUACAUAUGGUUUCGUGGCAAUUAUAGCUUUUGUUGUUAUCCUUUUUCAAUCGCUGUCUCCUUUCCGCCACGCUUUCUACGAGUUCUUCCUCCACUUCCACAUCAUUCUGGUUACGGCAUCAUUUGUUGCGUUGUGGUAUCAUUUACACAAAUUCGUGCAGAAAUGGAUCUUCCUUGGAGCUAUAAUAACUUGGGCUAUGGAUAGACUACUACGACUGGCUAUCGUCGCGUGGCGAAACUGCGGCAAGAGCUUGACUUCAGCUACUAUCCAACUUCUUCCAGGCGAUGUUGCACGAGUUGAUGUGACCGUAAUUCGCCCAUGGAAGUUUGAAGCCGGCCAAUACAUGUAUCUGUACAUACCUUCCCUGGGAUUAUGGACAUCUCAUCCAUUCUCCGCCGCCUGGGAAUCGGCCGACAAGCCACAUGGCUCAUUCUCGGCAAUGGACUCAGAAAGAAGCAGCAAUAGCUCGUCUAGAAGUAUUUUGAGUGAUACUGCUCGAGAUACGCAACGUACAGUGUCUUUUCUGAUCCGGAAAAGGGAUGGCUUUACCAAAAAGAUGUUGAAAUCAGUCGGGUUAAAAGUUGGUCUUCAACGUCGCGUUUUGGUUUUGGCUGAGGGUCCUUUUGGCGCUAUACACUCGUUUGGUUCGUAUGGUUCUACCGUUCUGAUAGCAGGAGGCAUCGGGAUAACACAUUCCAUCUCAUACCUUCGAGAACUGGUUGAUGAGUUUGCAAAAGGCUCUGUAGCCACUCGGCGAAUCACACUAUUGUGGGUGGUACGCAGCAUUGACCACCUUCAAUGGGUUCAGCCCUGGAUGACUUCUAUUCUAAAUCACCCCGUCGUUCAAGGCUCAGUUGCAUUCUCAAACGCAUCGACAACCCUAGACUCUCGGAGCCCCUAUUCUAUUUACAAUGACACAUGUUUUGAGCGCACGCUCUCCCUUUCAGUCAACGUACAUUUGACGACAUACUACAGCAGCAGCAACACUGAUACCUUCAACAUCGACCCAUUACCAGCUAGAUAUUCCUCCCUCAUUUGCAACCAGGAGAAACGAAGCAACCCUUACAACGACGAAAUCACCCCUGUGACACCAGCACAUACAAAAACUUUUCCAAAGGAUUCUCCCUCUUUCUCCCGUCCAUAUCCUUAUCCUCACCCUCAUCUCACCGAACUAUCAUCGCCGACCGGGUCCUCAUCUUCCUCCACACUCAACAAAACCAUAGACCAAGAUUACUACCAGCAUGAUGACGAGAAAACUCACAUACUAACCCCAAGCCUAAGCAACGUUGCCACCAAGAUAACCACAACCACAAAUACAAAUACAAACACGAGCACACGGAACCAACUCUUCCAAGACUGGACUCAACUCAGCACCCCAACAGCGCCGGUAACAAUAAACCUUGGCAAGCCAUUCUUCCGUCAAGUACUGGAACGCGAAAUGGCACAACAGAUCGGUGCCAUGGCCGUUAGUGUCUGUGGACCGGGUGGAAUGGGUGAUGAAGUUCGCAAGGCUGUUAGGGAAGUGCAGGGUAAAAAGACGGUGGAGUUUUUUGAGGAGAGUUUUUCAUGGUAA
Molecule: messenger RNA, 1938 nt
Organism: Talaromyces marneffei
Lineage: Eukaryota; Fungi; Ascomycota; Eurotiomycetes; Eurotiales; Trichocomaceae
Exons: 6
Coding region: 1-1938 (645 amino acids)
Biological process (GO): copper ion import; iron ion transport; intracellular iron ion homeostasis
Cellular component (GO): plasma membrane
Molecular function (GO): ferric-chelate reductase activity
Source: RefSeq, a predicted model, not a curated record